AUGUUCACAAUAAUCCUCCUCUUGCUCUUAUUGGAUAUCGUUAGAACACAACUUUCGAAUACCAUACCGGGUGUCUGUUUCGCAGAACGACACCACCGCAACCACUCUUCCGUGUAUUUUGCUUUAUUGAAAACACGAGAUAACAAAGAAUUAGAAAAAAAAACAGAAGCUUCACAACAACAGAACAGAAUAUACAACAUUUCGAUUCUCUAUCAGGCGACAUGUCGACCAGAAGCAGCAGGAGAACAAAACCUUUUGUUGGCGAAAUCCACGCUCGAACCUUUUUCCGAAGACUCUGACGGAUUCGUUGAACGGGUUGGCAAAAGAACAGAGGCACCCGUUACUCCUGAAAUAAAUUUUCUGGGAAUACAUUCGGAUUUUGAUACUGACAAACACGUAAAAGAAUCUGAGAGCGAGAGUGAGCGAAAGCCAACUGAGGAAGAUUCGCAUAAUAUGAUAAUUGAACCACAACAGGAUGUUGUCGGAUCUGUUAAAACUGAGCCUAACGAUGAAGACGACAACAAGCCUGUAUCAGCUAGACUUCGACAAAGGGAUAGUCUCUACGGAAACGGUAGAAAACCACGAAAAAAGUCGAUAAUUGGUAAAAAAUAUAAGUCGACAUAUAAUCGAAAUCAAUCUAAAACACACUCCGCUACUGACGAGGAAAUAGACGAGGAAGACGAGUCUAAUGAAAAAACAACUCGCCUCUUAUUACAACCCGAAGAAGUAGCAGAAGCUGCCCCAUUUGUCGAAAACAUCGCGGAAGCAAAGGAAGAAUAUUCGACACAACAACUCGAAAUUACAUCGUCUCAUGAAAAUAUAGCAGAAGCAAAGGAAGAGGAGGAAGAGAAUCUUGUUCGGGAUCCUGACGAGACUACUGAAAUUGUUAAUGACAGUAAUGAAUUGCAAGACAAUUUGUUAGACGGGUCCGAUCUGUUUGUUAAGCAUGAUUUACGAUCUCAACAACACGUCCAUUUAACAUCCGGAAAAUCGAACAAAACAAAAGGCAAAUCUAGUUCUGCCUCUUCGAAAUCACCAUCAGUAAAUCGGCGUGUGAAAUCACGCUCAAGCAAACGAAAGGAAGACAAAACUUGGCACCCGGAAGGGACAGAUGACGAAUCAAAUUCUGGUAGCGAACACGACUCCUCAAAGAUAUCAUCACGAAAAUCAGUGAAUCGAUUGACACCGCCAAAUUUGCGCGUCAAAAAAUCUAGCACCUCCACAAGCAAAAGUCAAUCCAUUUCUCCGAAUAAUAGUCGUCGACAAACUCUUAAUGCAAAAACCCCAUCAAGCCCAACGACUCGUCUUUCUAGUGACACUCUAAAUGUUUCGAAAAAGACACCAACGACAACGACUAAUGCAGCAUCGCCUACAAAUCGUAGUAGUGUUAGUGCACAUAGUACUCCCAGACGUACUAUUUCUAGAACUUUACUGAGACGUCCUACCACUCAAAAGAGUAAUACUACACCUAGAACUACACGGAACUCGCAGAGUCCAAAUAAAACCCCAACUCGAAAUCGAACUAAAAAUAAAAGUGCUAAUGAUGAAGAUGAAGAUGCGCCGAAAUCUCCUGAAAUAGCAAAGACUAAUACAGAUGAAAAUGUAGAGAUAGCAAAGACUAAUACAUCUGAAAAUGUAGAAAUAGCAAAGACUAAUGCAGAUGAAAAUGUAGAAAUAGCAACAGGUCAAGGAGCAACUGUCUCAGUGGCAAUAGAACCACAAAAGCAAAUUGAAGCAAUACCAAUAGUAAAUGUCAAUUUAAACCCAGAUAACGAAGAAAUAUCGAAUGAUGAUCUUGUUCAAAAAACUCCCACAAAGAAUGAAACAGAAAUAAGUCCAAGAAGUGGGCGUAGUAGACAUCCAGAAAGUGAAACACACUCUCCUAGUAAACUCUCAACUCCACAACGUGGCCCUAAUUUAGUUGAAGUGACCGCGAAAAGUCCAGAAGCUCUUGAAAAAGCCGUUUCACUUUUGAAAUCAGAGUUUGUAGUUGUAAAUAAGAUUAACCCGUCAGCCGAGUCACCAACUCCCUCGUAUGUGUUAAAACCUAAUGAAUCUCCCGCUGGACGGUCGCAUAUCUCGCCUCCCUCCUCCGUCAACACCAGUCGGACAUCACAACUUUCUCCGCCUAUUUCCAUUAACACGAGUCGGACAGUGUCAAACGAAAUGUCGAAUAUUCCAGUAGCAAAAUGGUUAGAUAGUCAUUGGGCACAAUUAAAAGCGUUAUAUGUGGAGACACGGAAGGUUUACGUGCCAAAUGGAAAUCUUGGUUAUGGAAAUGAACGAAUAUAUGAUGAAGUGGUGAAGAAAUUUUAUGAUGCUGAUGUAGUUCAUAGACAUUUUGAUGAUAAAAAUAUCAGAAAGCGAGUCAUAUCCAUCGAAUCGGUUCAUCGCACCAACAUGGAGAAUAAAUUGAAUUCACACAGACGUGGAAGUACCGAUAGCGCUAGUUCCCGAGGAACCUUUAAACGCUAUAAUUUUGCAUAUCAAAGUAUGCGUGAUACUGAAUCGAUUAACAGUAAGCGAAAGUUUAGUAAUUCCGAGACAAAAUCAAACUCAGGUCAAGGAGAUCCUCCUAAACGUCGGAAAACUAACGAAAGCUCCGCUUCGAGCUUUGCUGAUACACAGCAUCCCGAUGUUGUGUCGAAUAAUAGUACUACUACUACCACAAAGACACCGAAUACCCCAUCAAUACAAACUCCUAGUCGCUUUUCCGGUUUAUUUGGAUGGCUUAGUUCACGUGCAGCCACUCCAGAACAAUCAGAAAUAAGAGAAAGUUCUAACAAUAAUGGAAUAGAUCUAACUGAUAAUAAUGAUUCCUCACAAAUUGGUACAAGUUCUUCACUAUUUGAGUCAGCAUCAUCAACGCAAAAUGAUUAUCAAGAAGCAGGAGGAGUAGAAGAGGAGAAUACAACUGUUAUAACUCCGAUGGAAAUUGAGAUUCUCGAAGAAGAUUCUAUUGAAACAACACCGUCUUCGUCGACACCACCACAAUCACAAAAACCGCUGCCUCCACCAUCAUCAGCGUCAUCUCAAAAGGAUACACCAGGAUUUCUUCGAAGUGGAAGCGCUGGCCUAGAAAAUAUUAGACGGGAUACAUGGUUCAGGCAAAUUGUUGCUGAAGUGUGCUACUUGAUUACAAAGUGGCAGUAUAUCGUCCCAUUAUUGCUGAAUUUGAGUGGAUCCGUUGUUUAUUAUUAUACAUUAGGGCAAGCUGAUCUUUCUCUCGCGGUUCCAAUCACCAACUCACUCACCUUUAUAUUUACGACGUUGGCGGCUGGGUUGUUGGGCGAAGAGGUCGGAUCAAAAGUAUCGUUUCUUGCACUAUUAUUUGCCUCGACCGCUCUCCUCCUCAACUCUGAUCAAAAUCCGAUAGUGGUUGAUGGUGCACCAAUUGCAAAUCCUAUAGCGUUUGAUGGAAAUACUCCGAUAUCAUCACCAUCAUCAGGAGCAAAUACUAGUGGUAGUAAUUCAACGCCACUAACAGUCGCAGAAGCAUCUGCACCUGGCACAAAAGACGUGAACUCAUCAUCAGGCGUAAACUCAUCAUCAGGCGUAAACUCAUCAUCAAGUCAAGCAGUACCAACCGGAACAAUCUCAACACCCGCAAUCGCGGGACUAUGUGUAGUUGGUGGUGUGAUACUUCUUGCUGGCAGUUUCUUUGCAAUCGUACGUCGAAAGAAGCAUCAAGAUCAAACAGACGCAAUAUUAGCGAAAUCCGCAACGGCAUUCGAAGUACAAAAUAGCAAUUACGAGAAAAUGAAGGAAGAGCCAAUGGGCACUUACGUAGUAAUCUCAACCUUCACACCCUCACUUCAAGAUGAAUUAAGUAUUGAGCCUGGAGAUAAAGUCAUCGUUUUGGAAGAAUAUGACGAUGGGUGGGUACGAGCUAUCAAUGAGACGCGCGGUGGCGCUAAAGGAUAUUUCCCGAGAACUUGUGUUAAUAUGGAAACUCCUGGGUUCAAACCGGGAUCCGGAAAACGUUCAAGUUCUAUAAAUGGCGGGUAUCAGAAUGUCAAUUUAAAUUAA
This is a messenger RNA of Ambispora gerdemannii, 4029 nucleotides long. NCBI's taxonomy places the organism in Eukaryota, Fungi, Glomeromycota, Glomeromycetes, Archaeosporales, Ambisporaceae. The record is from the annotation of a GenBank genome assembly.